AUGGUGGAACCUGAGAGGGAAAGAAGGGAGGAGAGAUCAGUGGGAGGUUGGGAGAGUCACAGAGCCAUCUCCUCCUUUGAGCUUCGGACCUGGGACCCAGAAGGAGUGAUUUUUUAUGGAGAUACAAAUCCCAAAGAUGACUGGUUUGUGCUAGGACUUCGGGGUGGCCGGCUUGAGGUACAGAUGUACAACUUCUGGGCCCGGCUCACUGUGGGAGCUGGGCCCCGACUGGAUGAUGGCUUCUGGCACCAGCUGGAGAUCAAGAAUCAGAGGGAUUCUGUGUUCCUGGAGGUGGAUGGCGAUGAGGUCCUGAGGUUAAGCCAAGUCUCCAGGCCCCUGGCAGGGACUGCUCUUCCCAUAAUGAGGAUUGCUCUGGGGGGCUUGCUCUUUCCUCCCACUGACCUCCAUCUCCCGCUAAACCCUGCCCUGGAUGGUUGUCUCCGACGACACAUCUGGCUGAAUCAUCCUGGCAGGGCUGUACCCUUCAGCCACCCACCUCAGGGGGCUUGCAACCUUGAGGCCCAGCCAGGAACCUUCUUUCCCAUAGGUGCCCACACAGUGUUUAGCCUCAAAGAUCUUCCCCAGCCAAGUUUGGACCCCUGGGCCUUCUCCUUGGAGCUCAGACUUCAAUUUUUUGGUGGCUCAGGAGGCCUCCUUUCCCUGGGCAUACUGGGCAAUCAUUCUCUCCUCAGCCUUGACCUCCAAGACCAAAUUUUGGUGCUUUCUGCCAAGUUACUACAGGAGAUAGAAAUGGACUCUAAGUCAUUGCCUCUGAGCCCAGGGACUCUGAUUCAACUUGAGCUGGGUCUGACCAGGGUAGCAGUGAGCCAGGGGCCACACAAAGUAACAUUUAUUUUGCCCCCUCCACUCCUAGUCUCCCUUCUAGACCUCUGGACCCAACCUAAGGGAAGUCUUUUCCUGGGAGUGGCACCAGGAGAGGCCUCUUCUGCCUCCUUCUGUCUGGAUGGGCUUCGGGUACAGGGCAGGGAGCUGGACAUGGAUGAGGCUCUGAGCCGGAGCAAGAACAUCUGGAGUCACAGCUGUCCAGGGAGUCUGAACAACAGUACUAACACACCUCAUUAAACUUCCUUGAAGAGUCCCUUAAA
Molecule: messenger RNA, 1106 nt
Organism: Gracilinanus agilis (Agile Gracile Mouse Opossum)
Lineage: Eukaryota; Metazoa; Chordata; Mammalia; Didelphimorphia; Didelphidae
Gene: SHBG
Product: sex hormone binding globulin
Exons: 7
Coding region: 1-1083 (360 amino acids)
Molecular function (GO): steroid binding
Source: RefSeq, a predicted model, not a curated record